Juglans regia (Persian walnut) is the source of this 486-nucleotide messenger RNA. RefSeq lists its product as uncharacterized. The record is from RefSeq and is a predicted model, not a curated record. The transcript has a single exon. Lineage: Eukaryota; Viridiplantae; Streptophyta; Magnoliopsida; Fagales; Juglandaceae. The coding region runs from base 1 to 486 and encodes 161 amino acids.
AUGGCUUUCGAAAGUGUUGUACAACCAACCAUUCCACGCUUUGAUUGUCACUAUGACCAUUGGAGCAUGCUUAUGGAGAACUUCUUGAGAUCCAAAGAAUAUUGGACGGUUGUUGUUUCUGGAGUAGCAGAACCAGCAGAAGGUGCUAUGCAAACAGAUGUGCAACAGACGAAGCUUGAAGAGAUGAAGUUGAAGGAUCUUAAAGCAAAUAAUUAUCUCUUCCAAGCUAUUGAUCGCUCAAUCUUGGAAACCAUUCUUUGUAAGGACACCGCCAAGCAUAUUUGGGAUUUUAUGAAGAAGUAUCAAGGUAUAACAAGGGCUAAGAGGCAGCAACUUCAAGCACUUCGUUCGAAGUUCGAAAUGCUUCGAAUGGAAUCAGGAGAGUCAGUUACAGACUAUUUUUCAAGAUUGAUGGCAAUCGUUAACAAGAUGCGAAUCCAUGGCGACAAGACAGAGGAUGUUUCCAUUGUUGAGAAGAUUCUUUGA